AUGAACCUGACUCGACGCGCUCGUCUCGUUUUCAUUACGACCGUGGUCGCGGCUAGUGCCGACGGCGGCCAACUAGAGUUCGACGGUGGGAACCUUCCGACCAAACUUAAUUAUCCGGAAUACAUCUCGCAAUUCAUAUCCAAGACAGAAUCGACAACUCCCACCAAUAUCGAGCCACUCAUUCUCGGUGGAAAUAUUGUGCCUUCUGGCACCAAGACGUACACGACGGGUGUGCGCCCGACAGCCAAUGGUACGAACUUCUGCGGCGGUUCCCUCAUCACACCAACGCACGUACUCACUGCUGCUCACUGUAUGGCUGGGGAUAUUCAAUACGUGUCGGUUGGCACACAUUUUGUCAGCGGCACUGAAGACGGCGAGCAACUUAAGGUUGUAAAAAAGAUACUUCAUCCAAAGUACGUGAGUGAGACCAACUCGUACGACUUUUUGGUGCUUGAGCUCGAGAAAGCCAGCUCUUUUUCUCCCAUUGCGCUCGCCAAGGCCGACGACUCGGACAUCGCUGGUGGUGGCAACGUGACGGUCAUGGGUUGGGGUGCUACUUCUCAAGGUGGCAACCUGUCGACCGAAUUACUUCGUAUCGACGUGCCCCUGCUCGACAUGGACGCGUGCCAGGGUGAUUCGGGUGGCCCGCUCAUUACGGAGCAGUCGAGUGAAGACGUGCUCAUUGGUGUCGUGAGCUGGGGCGAUGGGUGUGGACGUGCCGGAUACCCUGGUGUUUACGCUCGAGUCUCCGUUGCGAAGGAGUGGUUGUCCAGUGUCGCCACCGGAAUAAUGUUCCGUUGA
Peronospora farinosa is the source of this 801-nucleotide messenger RNA. The record is from the annotation of a GenBank genome assembly. Lineage: Eukaryota; Oomycota; Peronosporomycetes; Peronosporales; Peronosporaceae.